Molecule: messenger RNA, 1401 nt
Organism: Malassezia pachydermatis
Lineage: Eukaryota; Fungi; Basidiomycota; Malasseziomycetes; Malasseziales; Malasseziaceae
Exons: 3
Coding region: 1-1401 (466 amino acids)
Cellular component (GO): TRAPPIII protein complex
Source: RefSeq, a predicted model, not a curated record
AUGGAGGCGUCGCAGGCCAGUGCGCCGUACAUACCGCCGAUCGCCGUCAAGGUGAUGCGGGUCUCGGCCCCGACCUUGGCCCCUCGCCUGGUACCGGCCUUUGAGACAGUAGCAGAAGGCGCGCCUGUGCUGCCUGCGCCGCACAGUGUCGCUACGAUGGAGGCCAGUGUAUGGGACGCAGCGCAAGCGUCCAUGGCGCAAGGCUCCGAUGCAGCUUUUGUGCAGGCCCCAGUAAGUAUGCGCGAUUCCUCGUACACCGACCAGGUGCUGCUCCCUGCCUCGUUUGGCACAGUGGCUGUAGGCGAGACGUUUCAUGCAGUGAUCAGCGCGACAAACACGUCCACACGUCCGCUCACAGGCGUGCGUAUCCGCGUCGAGCUGCAUUCGGAAGGCACCGAGAAAUUCGCCCCGACCUCGUUCCAGUUGGCCGACGUGCCAGGGCCGGUCGCGCUGGCGCCUGGCGCGCAGGUCACGGCGGUCGUUCGGCAUGGCAUCGAGGCCCUAGCGACCCAUGCACUCGUGUGCCGCAUCCGCAGCGAUCAGCCUACCGCGCAGGGCCUCAAAGAACAUUGGCUGGCCAAGCAGUACCGCUUUGCUGUGUCGCCGCCGCCGUUUGUCAUGAGCUCGGCCGUGCAGGUCAGCUCAGGGCUCCGCGUAACCCGACACCCGGACGUACGUGAGCGGGAACGUACAUGGAUCCGACUCCAGCUACGCAAUACGUCCGCUCGCCCCGUGCACAUCGAGUCGCUCCACGUCGAGACCACCGCGCCGUGGACCUGGGCGGCGCCGCCCACCGACACCCCCAUCUUGCUGAUGCCCCAGGAUCUGCACCAGGCCUUGCUGGAGCUCACGCCGACGCAGCCCAUUGUGCCACAUGCCUUGCGAUCGACCGAGGCCACGUCCGCCGACGCCACAGUCCCGGCCGCGUGGCCGCUAGGCCAGAUCCGGAUCGCCUGGCGGGUGCCUGGCGCCGAGCCUGGCCGGCUGCGUAUUGGGCCGAUCGUACGCCGCACGCGCCUCCCACGCCCGGUGCAGGGCUGGUACGCGGAGCUGUAUGUACAGCCUACGGACCUGCCGUGGCGUGUGGACGAGCCAUGUACGCUGCCGCUCCGUGUAUCGCUAUGGCCCAUCGCCUCGACGGAGACGCCCUGUACGUGGGACUUGGUCGCAGACGAUGCAGGGAAAGAAACGUACUAUGUCGGCGAACAAACACACUCGUAUACCGUAAAGUCACACGACACGACAGAGCCCGUGGUAUGGGACCUGACCUGGACGAUCGUGCCAUGCCGCCGAGGCGUCGUCAAGACGGGCGGCGCUUCGUUAUACCUACGCGACGCAGCGACAUCCACGCGGCAUCUUGUGCAGUCCUGGCCCUGUGUGUGGGAAGUGUCAGUGCCGUGA